CAUGUAACAAGCUAUACAGAUGGGUUUUAAAUAUAGUUAUGAUGAGUUAGGCAUUUAAAAGAAAAUGCCUAACUGGAGGGAUCAUAGUUAAAAAUAGAACCAACCAAACAGAAAAUAGCGAAACAUUAGAUUUAACCUAUCGGACCAUAGUUACAAGAAGAUAGAGACAUAUUUUGAUUUCUUUCAACGUCUGUGAAAGUAAAGGGUUUCGGCGACAGAUGAUAAAAAUAUAGGAAUAAAAGGACUGUGCUACGGAAUAAACUAAGAUAAAGAUGGCAUCAUCAUUGUCAAACAAGCAGCUGAAUUUCGCUCGCUUAGCCAUCGCGUGUUUGGAUGUUAUUAAACUGCCACUAAUAGACAUAUUACAUUUAAAUGUCAAGGCCGACGAAUUGUCAGACAAAAUUAAAAAUAAUCAAACUCUAAAGAAGGGAAGAUUUAGACUUAAUUCAAAAGAAAAAGCGAAAUGCUGCAUUCAGCCACCCGAUAUACCUGAUUAUAGUCAGUUUGACGUAACCUUACUAUGCAAACUGAUUAGUCAUCUUUGCCCUUCCAUACAACCACGACAGGGGUGGGGUGUAGAGCCAAGCGAUGAUGACGAAGGACUUGGCGAUGACAUUGUGCGAAUUAGAGUGCUCAGAAACGAAGUUUUCGCACAUGCUGCCUCAGCAGAAAUCGAUGACGAAAAGUUUGAGAAAAUCUGCGAUGAUAUAGAGCGGGUGCUUACAAGAAUUCAAACAUCUAUACCUGAUUGCAAAUCAGUUGAUUAUGUGGUGAAAUUGCAAACAGUCAAAGGACUGCCAAAAGACAGCGAAGAAUGCGCAACUAUUAAACCAAGAUUGAGAGAGGAAUUACAAAGGAUAGCAGAGGAUAUUACUAUUGAGGUCAAAGGAAAAUUAAGAAGGAUGAAAAGGGAUCUUACCACGGCUGUCAGAGGUAAAGUCAAACCUACAGGAAAAUUAAAAAGGAUGAAAAGGGAUCUUACCACGGCUGUCAGAGACGGAUCACGGAAGAUAAGAGAUAAACGGGAUUAUCUGGAUAAUUAAGUUCUUCAGACAUAUGAGAGGACUCCAGAAGAAUCUAAACUAGAGGAAGUUAGCAAGUAUAUUGGGCCAAGCUUCCCUUGGAGCAGGUUUGGGGUUGCAAAAUAUCCAGUGUUUUGUGAUGUCAUGCUUUUUUGUAAGACUUUGAAUUCUUUCAAAUUUGUACAAGAUAGUUUAAUAUAUUUCAUGUGAAUAGAAUCACGUAGAAGUGAGUAGAAUUACUGUUUAGUUCAAGAUAUUUUCGCAGCUUGAUUUUAUUCUUAAUUUCCAAUUUUUUAUACAUUAUAUCUAUGCUAAAGGGAAAUAACACUUUUCUGACUUUUCUCUCAGUUCUCUCUCUAAAUGAUAUAGUGUUUCUUAUCCCAACAAUUAAUUUUAAAAUAUGUUUAUAGAUUAAGUUUUCUGAUAAAGUUGACAAUAAAAUAAAACAAGAUAAACAAAUUUCUGCCUACAAAAGUUUUACUUUUAACAAAAAAUACGGUUUUCUGAUGUUUGAAUAUGCUUUAGUUUACGUUUAUCUGACUUCUAAAAAAGUGUGAUGACAUGUAUAUUUUUUCUUACAAUUGAUGAAAUUUAAGUCUAUUAAGUUGAAAUCAGUACAGUUUUCCGACUUUCAUCAGAGAAUUUUACGAGUAUGGAGUUACCUUUAACAUGAUUACAUAUUUUCACUAACAUUUCACGUUAUCACAAAUUAAAAUGUUCAUAUUUCUGUACAUUUAUGAACACAUUUCUAAAAUUAGGAAAAAAUACACUAAACUCAAGAUUUAUUAAAAAAGCGUUGCCAUAAAACACCUAACUGUUAAGCGACAAGAAACGUGUAUUCAAUAAAUAAAAUUAAUCAUUGGAAAGGUAGUAUAUUCACAAUGGCAUACUAUAGAGCAUGUUACAGAAAAAAAAUUAAUCGCACAAAAGAUAUUUUCUAUCAAAACAAAAAAGACAAUGUUUAAACACAAUUUAUAAACGUAUAUAUCUGUAUAUGUUGGAAAUGUUCUUUGGUCAGUUUUACCUCAUUGUGAAAAAUAUACUUGUUGAGCAAAUGCACAUGAUGCUAUUAAAUAUUUUGAGAAAUGACAAUAAAAUAAAAUUUGUCCAGAACUCCAAAAUAUAAAAAACAGUAUCUUUUUCAAAUAAAUCUCGUCGUUGAUGGCAAAGCUUAGAUCCUAUUUAUCAACGAAAAUGAGCACACUCCAAUUUAUUUUAGUAAACCAUAUGCCAAAAGUAAAAGAAACAAAAGAAGGCUAUUGUCGAGCGACCAAUUUUAACAUAAGGAAAAGUGGCUCUGUAUGUAUACAGUGUAUAUUAGAAAAGAAUAAUAUUACAAGUUUUUCAUUUUACUAGUAGCAUUUUGAACACCCAAUUUAAAGUUACAUGAAAAAAAUUAUCCACUGACAACAAUGUUGAUGUAUUCAUGUUGUGAUGUCUGUCGUCAUUAAUAUUAGGGGAAAAGAAUGUAUGUAUAUGUACCUGUGUAUGAGGGAAGUACUCAUGUGUAUAAAGUGUUUAAUAACUUUAUUUAUUAACCAAAAGACACCAAUGAAUUAAAGAAAAAAAAAGAUCAGGGAGAAAUCUUCCCGCAAAGGGUGAUACCAAGGUAUAAUAUAAUCGGAUUGUUAAAAUGUAUUUUUUUUUCAAAAAUGUUUAUGAUAUGACUAACACAGAUUUUUAUUUUUCAAAAUAAGCAUCAAAAGCAAUUUCAAGACAAAAUGUACAUUUAUGCUGUCAUAUUUUAUUCAAGGCUACAUAUUGUGAUUCUUACUGUACUAUCUCCAUCGAGUGCCAUGGAAAUGGACAUGAAAUAUAUUGUAGUAUCUGGAAAUGGAUAUGAAAUUAUUGUAAUUGUAAUCAUAUGUUAUUAUAUUAUGCUUGAAUUUAGAAUAAAAACCUCAAGAAUUUGA
Molecule: messenger RNA, 2935 nt
Organism: Magallana angulata
Lineage: Eukaryota; Metazoa; Mollusca; Bivalvia; Ostreida; Ostreidae
Exons: 7
Coding region: 273-1043 (256 amino acids)
Source: RefSeq, a predicted model, not a curated record